Jaminaea rosea is the source of this 1097-nucleotide messenger RNA. RefSeq lists its product as hypothetical. Bases 131 to 829 code for a protein of 232 amino acids. Lineage: Eukaryota; Fungi; Basidiomycota; Exobasidiomycetes; Microstromatales. The transcript has 2 exons. The record is from RefSeq and is a predicted model, not a curated record.
AUCACUACCACCCACUCACAUCCUCCCCUGCGAUUCGGCCUCUGCCCGCGAGGUAUGCCACUCGCAGACUAAAGCAUCCACUCGCGAUCUCUUGCAUCAGCUCAUCGCCUCUUGAAGCCGGCUCGCGACUAUGUCGCACCUACUGCAAAUCCUCGAGCAAGAUCCUCACACGUCUGAAGAAGAGCUUUUCAGUCACCAGACAGCCACACAGCGCACCAGUCCUUCCUCAAGACAAAUGCGCGAUCCAUUGGCGCCACCGACUUCGCUCAAGAUUGCUUGCAAGCGCACCGCCCCUUUGCCUGACCGCCACUCAACACGCAAGCCUUUCUCCAAGCCUGCACCUUCGUCCUCGCAGAGUCACAAGGCUCCUUCAACCUCGCAGCGAGCACUGAGCUCCAACAACGAUGCCAAUGACUCGCAUGGCCAGCCUGGUAGCAGCAACAAUAACGACAACGACGCCAACGCCAACUCCCCACCUUCUCCAUUCUCCACCGCUCUCGGUGACGACUGCUCAGCCACCUCAAAAUAUCUCGUACCUACGACCAGCAAGAAGACGACGGUCGAGUGGCGCGGCACAGCGGUCAAUGCUGCAUCUGAGCACAACAACGCCGGCGCCUGCCAGGCACGCCCGUCUUCAUCCCACGCCGUCGUCGAGCCCAUCACGAUCAUGCUUACGCCACGCGAGUGCGUGUCAAAGGCAUGGCGAACGCCAACGCACAAUACCUCAACCUCACCGCAGCCCUCGAGCUUGAGGUACGCUACGACUCUCGCUUUACGCAGAGUGGAAGCACGUCGAUUCAAAGGUGCACAUCCAAAAGCGAAAAGCUGAAGGAGACAUUGUCCACGUCCUCAUCAAGAGAUGAUCCAGGCACCCAGACCAACGGAUCAAUACCUAGCCUAGUCGAGCCUCAACAGCUUGCAGCGUGUCACGAGCUCGCCUGCACUCCAUGCACUCCACACUACCCUCGCGCAGACCCUCUCGAGCGCUCCAAUCUCGACGAUCAUCCAGCGUCAGAGACUCAGCCAGUUGCAUUGGCGCAUGAAGCAUCAGCAGGGCAAGGCGGGCGAGAACACCGCUCUCCAUCCGCUCUACGACU